Messenger RNA from Rotaria sp. Silwood1, 513 nucleotides. The record is from the annotation of a GenBank genome assembly. Lineage: Eukaryota; Metazoa; Rotifera; Eurotatoria; Philodinida; Philodinidae.
AUGUAUACAUCGUGUCAAUCCACCAAUAUUGAACAAUCAAUAUAUAAAAAACAGAAUCAUUUUCAGUCGCCUACAAUUCUUCAACAAGUAGAAGUUUAUGCGAUUGAUAAUGAAGAUCCAAUGUGUAUAAGCGCAAUGAAUGAUUCAGAAAUACAAUUUUGCGUCGGAUUACCAGAUGAUGGAAAAGGUGAUUCAGGUGGACCUAUAUUCCAAUGGACAGGACAAUAUUGGGAACAAGUAGGUAUUGUUUCACAUGGAAACGGUUGUGCAAAACUUGGUCAUCCAGAUGUUUAUACUCGAUUAUCCUAUUAUUAUGAUUGGAUAAAUAAUAUUCUUAAAAACGAUAAUGAACAUUUGAAACCACAAUUUUCAUUCUAUGAAACUUCAACAGAACUUUAUACGACUAUAACAAUUAAUGAAGCAAUACCGCAUACAAAAAGUUAUACUUAUAAUCAUCAAGAAAAAGUUCUAAUUUUUGCGAUAAUAACUGUAUUCAUUAGUAUUAUAAUAUGA